CUCCAACGGCUUCCAUCAUCAUUCCCAAUGUCGCCAGGAACUGCCCUGCAGCUUCCACACCUUCCUGACUUCCUGAUAUAUGCCUUGCUCUUCAAAGACGUGAAGAAUGCGGCGCAUUUGCGGCAGCAGCUCGUAGCCGGCAACACGGAAUUUGAGUACGCCUUCCUUGAUGCCACAAAAAUUUUGUCUGUAAAUCAUGCCCUAGCAGCGGUGUUCCGCGCUGUGAAUGACAUGAUACACAACCGUCUGAAGAGUCGCAAUGUACACUCGGAAAUCGUUUUUUCCUUGAACCCUAACAAUAAUAUAGCAGAUUCUUUCCGCCGGUUUGGCGUGACGGACAGUACUAAACACGUACUGGCUGUCAAAGUGGUAGCAAAGCAAGCUCAAGGUGUUCAACCUGUUGAUCCAGAGACCCAUCUCAAGGCUGUUGUAGAAGGUACGCACGUGGACUUCAACGACGAGAAUUUGAAGGAUAUAGCAGAUCUUCCCCAGAUCAGGAAGUUGUAUAAACUCGAUGCGCCAUUGCCGUCUAAGGCCGGCAAGAACAAGCCGAAGAAAGCGGCGGAUAAUGAAGCCAGUGAUUCCGCUCAGACGAAUGGUAUCAACAUCGAGAUAGAUAAUGUCCGUGACAUGGAAGCAGUCAUUUUAGGUAUUAUGGCACUUAAAGGCUCGUGAGACGAAUACAAGCGAGACAAAUCUCGUCAGGUUUAUACGACCAGGGAGCAUGACGACGCAAGGGUAGAUCGUAUGUUGGUCAUAACACGACAGUAUGAGAGCUUGGCGCUUGUGAAGAGAUGUCUUGAAAAGCGGUAUUUAAAGGUCAAUAAGAGACCUGUCGGCAGCUUAUACAAGCCCAUCAUGUAGACGUAAUCCCCGAGCCACUGCUGAUACCACGUAUAGCGCUUCUUGAGACUGCGAGGUGCUUAAGAUGAAUUGAAAGAAGAAUUCGAGAUUGCCA
Verruconis gallopava is the source of this 958-nucleotide messenger RNA. RefSeq lists its product as uncharacterized. Bases 28 to 675 code for a protein of 215 amino acids. Lineage: Eukaryota; Fungi; Ascomycota; Dothideomycetes; Venturiales; Sympoventuriaceae. The transcript is spliced from 3 exons. The record is from RefSeq and is a predicted model, not a curated record. Gene Ontology annotation, cellular component: nucleus; EKC/KEOPS complex; cytosol. Gene Ontology annotation, biological process: tRNA threonylcarbamoyladenosine modification; telomere maintenance via recombination.